Symsagittifera roscoffensis is the source of this 1513-nucleotide messenger RNA. Its product is annotated as deubiquitinase DESI2-like. Bases 212 to 1024 code for a protein of 270 amino acids. The record is from RefSeq and is a predicted model, not a curated record. The transcript has 7 exons. NCBI's taxonomy places the organism in Eukaryota, Metazoa, Xenacoelomorpha, Acoela, Convolutidae. Gene Ontology annotation, molecular function: deubiquitinase activity. Gene Ontology annotation, biological process: protein deubiquitination.
AUCAUGAUAGUUCAACUCAAAACAUAGAUUGGGGUAAACAAAAGCUGCGUCUGUGCUGUUAUUUGCUGACUUUUAGUCGGCUGACGAGAUUAUCUGGUUUUUGAGAGGAAGUCAGAUCUGAUCUACUAGAGAAUCCGAGAAAAGGAUCAACUUUUUGCCAAGAAGAGUAAACGACUUAGGUUCUGCUGACAGAUAGAUUACUGCAGUGCAAAUGAAUAUCUUCCGCCGCUGCACGCACUCAGUGUCCUCAGACGAGACAGGAGGGGGAGGGGCCACUGUGACUCAUGAUGAAGUACUGAAUCCCUACUCCAUCCUAGGAGAGGGAGAGAACUUCCCAGUUUACCUCAAUGUGUACGACUUGAACCGCCUGAAUAACUACACAGGACCUGUGGGGUUUGGAGUAUAUCACACGGGAGUUGAGGUCCAUGGAACAGAAUACAGUUUCGGGGGCCACCCCUACCCUAUCAGUGGAAUAUUUGAAAUGGACCCUAGAUCAGCAGCCGACCUCGGACAGAACUUCAACUACAAGGAGACUGUGGUUCUGGGCCAGACGUAUCUUGAUCUGGAGAGUGUUCACGAGAUAGUGCAACAGUUAGGAGAGGACUUCAAAGGAUACACUUAUCAUUUAGUCCACAAGAACUGCAACCACUUUUCAAUGGCAUUCUCCAGGAUUCUCUGUGGGGCUGAGAUUCCCAACUGGGUGAACAGACUGGCCUCUCUCACCGCCUGUCUGCCCUUCAUCCAGAGAUGCAUCCCGGCAGAGUGGCUCACCCCAGUCGCCCUCGCAGAGUCCCUUCGCAACAAUUCAGACGCCACACCACUCACAGACGAGGUGCAAAUCACAGCGAACGGUAUCCUUGACUCUCAGGUGAUCAGCAACAGCUCCUCUCGGAAUGCAAUCGAAGUGUACGACUCAGUGGGAGGAGCCACGACAACAGAAAACAAUGCGGUGCACUUUGUUGGGAACAUUUCCCAAAAUACACACCCCUCUAAUGCACGAAGUAGACCAAGUUACAGCAGCUAAACGAAUCGAAAGGACAGUGAAGUUCAAAAAGUGCAGACUUAGAGACUAACUUUCUUCAAUUCUUUUGGAUGACCUGCAUUUCAAACUCCUACAAUUUCUGUCCCUAAAGAUUUCUUCCCUGUCCGAAAUCAAUUUUGUUAAACUCUUUAAAUUGUUCAUUUUCAUGUACAUAAUUUAUCUUAUCGACCUUAGGUUAACAUGAUAUUACCAUCCCAGAGUGCAUGUUAAUAUUUGUACUGACAUGAUGUAUCUUAUUCCUUGAUUGUUAGCUGGCGAGAUUUGAUUUGAUUUUUUGAAAAUUAAAUCAAGGCUACUGAAUGAUGGCCUAACAAUGACUAUGAAAGAGCAGAAAAUUGGAGUUACUGCUAUUGAAAUUUAGUCGUUCAAGUUUGACUGCACCUUUGAGUGCUUUAGAUACAUAAAACUUGUGCAUCUUUUUAUCGCUAAUUAUUUUUCUAUCCAACCAAUGAAUUUAAAUUUUUUAGCUGU